This is a messenger RNA of Jaculus jaculus (lesser Egyptian jerboa), 686 nucleotides long. RefSeq names its product ribosomal protein L29 (gene Rpl29). The transcript has 4 exons. Gene Ontology annotation, molecular function: structural constituent of ribosome. The coding region runs from base 111 to 572 and encodes 153 amino acids. Gene Ontology annotation, cellular component: ribosome; cytosolic large ribosomal subunit. Gene Ontology annotation, biological process: cytoplasmic translation. The record is from RefSeq and is a predicted model, not a curated record. Lineage: Eukaryota; Metazoa; Chordata; Mammalia; Rodentia; Dipodidae.
CCGGUCCCUGGCGCUUCGGAAGCCGCGGCUUGCCGUCACACAGCCUCAGACGUGGCCCAGCCUUGGCGAUCUUCAGCCUCAGUCUCUCUCUCGCUCUCACAGGUGCAGACAUGGCCAAGUCCAAGAACCACACCACGCACAACCAGUCCCGGAAAUGGCACAGAAAUGGCAUCAAGAAGCCCCGAUCCCAAAGAUACGAGUCUCUUAAGGGGGUUGACCCCAAGUUCCUGAGGAACAUGCGUUUUGCCAAGAAGCACAACAAGAAGGGCCUGAAGAAGAUGCAGGCCAACAACGCGAAGGCAAUGAGCGCGCGCGCCGAGGCCAUCAAGGCCCUCGUCAAGCCCAAGCAGUCCAAGCCCAAGCUCCCCAAGGGCCCCGGCCGCAAGCUCAGCCGACUCGCCUUCAUUGCCCACCCCAAGCUUGGCAAGCGUGUUCGUACCUACAUCGCCAAGAGUCGCAGGCUCUGCCAAACAAAACCCAAGGCCCAGGCUGCAGCUCCAGCUAAGGCCCCGGCCCAGGCUGCACCUUCCGCUCCAGCUCAGGCUCCCAAGGGUGCCAAGGCCCCACAGUAAAGCUCUCCGUCCACCAAUGUAAAGACAGAUGGACUGGCAUGUCCCCUGGGCUGUUUGCAGAUGGCAGGUGUCCUGGGCCAUUUCUACAAAUAAACUUACGGCAGGAUCUGUUAA